Molecule: messenger RNA, 327 nt
Organism: Oikopleura dioica
Lineage: Eukaryota; Metazoa; Chordata; Appendicularia; Copelata; Oikopleuridae
Source: the annotation of a GenBank genome assembly
AUGCUUGUGACAAUCAAAACUUUCACUUUUCGAUCCUUUAAAAAUGGAGGCUUCUUCAAAGUAAAAGGAACCUACUUACCAGCACACGAGACUGUCAAUGACCCGUCACAACCUCCAGAGGAAAUCAGCUUACAGAAAUUUACAAUCAAUCAUAAAGCCACAACUGAUUCUUUUGCCACUCUUCUUGCUCAUGCUGAAAACCAAUGUCCAGUCGAUGUUAUUCUCGUCUCAGACGCAAAGCAAACCGCCUGGGAGAAAGAGAAGAACAUCCCUCCAUCCUUUGCAUUCAAAUUCAACGAUGAAUUGUUCCAGAAAAAGAACGAGUGA